Ilyonectria robusta is the source of this 6312-nucleotide messenger RNA. Its product is annotated as acyl transferase domain-containing protein. The record is from RefSeq and is a predicted model, not a curated record. Gene Ontology annotation, biological process: long-chain fatty acid biosynthetic process. The transcript is spliced from 2 exons. The coding region runs from base 1 to 6312 and encodes 2103 amino acids. Gene Ontology annotation, cellular component: fatty acid synthase complex. Gene Ontology annotation, molecular function: [acyl-carrier-protein] S-malonyltransferase activity; enoyl-[acyl-carrier-protein] reductase (NADH) activity; fatty acid synthase activity. Lineage: Eukaryota; Fungi; Ascomycota; Sordariomycetes; Hypocreales; Nectriaceae.
AUGUACGGCUCAGGAAACGGCGCCCAGACGGGCAUUUCCACCCCCAGAUCAAACGCCUCGCUGCGACCUUUGACUCUGUCUCACGGCUCUCUCGAGACCUCCUUCCUCAUCCCCACAAACCUCCAUUUCCACGCCUCGCAGUUGAAAGACCAGUUCGUUGCGACCCUACCCGCCGCAACCGACGAGCUCGCUCAGGAUGAUGAGCCCUCAUCCGUCCCCGAACUCGUAGCGAGAUACCUGGGUCUCAUUGCACACCAGGUCGACGAGGGCGACGAUGACGAGUCCGGCUCCUACGAGGAGGUGCUGAAGCUCGUCCUCAUCGAGUUUGAGCGAACUUUCCUCCGUGGCAAUGAGGCACACGCCGUUGCUGCUACCCUCCCCGGUAUCGAGGCUAAGAAGCUCGAGUUCAUCCGCAGCUACUACACCGCUCGCGCCGUCUGCAACCGGCCCAUCAAGCCUCAUGCUUCCGCCCUCUUCCGAGCUGCUGAGGACGCCUCUGCCGAGAUCUACACAAUCUUCGGUGGUCAGGGUAACAUUGAGGAGUACUUCGAGGAGCUCCGUGAGAUCCACAAGACCUACUCUAGCUUCAUUGGCGAUCUCAUCACCACCUCCGCCGAGAUUCUUCAGACUCUCUCCAAGAACCCCAGCGCGGAGAAGAUGUUCCCCAAAGGCCUGGACAUCAUGAACUGGCUUCACAAUGCCGAAGCCACUCCUGACGUCGACUACCUGAUUUCUGCGCCAGUGUCUUUCCCUCUGAUUGGUCUUGUUCAGCUCGCCCACUACGAGGUGACUUGCAGAGUUCUUGGAGUCCACCCUGGAAUGCUGCGCGAUCGGAUAACCGGUACCACUGGUCACUCCCAGGGUAUUGUCAUGGCCGCUGCCACUGCUGCUGCCGAUUCGUGGGACUCGUGGCGCGAUAUCACCACCUCGGUUCUCACCAUGCUUUUCUGGAUCGGAACUCGCAGUCAGCAAGCUUUCCCCAUCACCUCCAUGACUCCAAGCAUGCUCCGGGAGUCGCUGGAACAUGGCGAGGGCUCCCCUACUCCUAUGCUUAGCAUCCGUGACCUUGCACAAACUGAGGUCCAGAAGCACAUUGAUGCUACCAACCAGUACCUCCCCGCCGACCGCCACAUUGGUGUCUCCCUUAUCAACAGCCCCCGAAACCUCGUCGUUACCGGUCCCCCGAGCUCGUUGUAUGGACUCAACUCCCAGCUCCGAAAGGUCAAGGCUCCUACUGGCCUUGACCAAAACCGAAUCCCAUACACUGAGCGAAAGGUUCGCUUUGUCAACCGAUUCCUCCCCAUCACAGCCCCUUUCCACAGCAAGUACCUUUCUGAGGCCACUGCUAUGAUUGACGAGGAUCUGAAGGAUAUCAACAUUGAUUCCAGCUCCCUUGGUAUCGCCGUUUUCGAUACCAACACUGGCAAGGAUCUCCGCGAGAUCAAGGGAAACAUUGUUCCUGAUCUGAUUCGCCUGAUCACGCGUGAUCCCGUGAACUGGGAGAAGGCUACCGUCUUCCCCGAGGCCACUCACAUCUUGGACUUCGGCCCUGGAGGCAUCUCCGGUCUUGGUGUCCUGACCAGCCGCAACAAGGAGGGAAGCGGUGUUCGCGUCAUUCUUGCUGGUUCCGUUGAUGGCUCGAUGAACGAGGUUGGCUACAAGCCUGAGAUUUUCGAUCGUGAUGAGGAGAAUGUCAAGUACGCCAUUGACUGGGUCAAGGAAUUUGGCCCGCGACUGGUGACCACUAAGGGAGGUCGGACCUACCUUGACACCAAGAUGAGUCGCCUUCUUGGUCUCCCGCCAAUUGUUGUUGCUGGCAUGACCCCUGCCACUGUCCCCUGGGACUUUGUGGCGGCCACCAUGAAGGCCGGAUACCAUAUCGAGCUUGCUGGUGGUGGCUACUUUAUUGGCCCCAUGAUGACCGAUGCCAUCAAGAAGAUUGAGCAAGCCAUUCCCGCCGGCCGUGGUAUCUCAGUCAACCUGAUCUACGUCAACCCCCGAGCCAUGUCUUGGCAGAUUCCCCUCAUUGGCAAGCUUCGUGCCGAGGGUGUCCCCAUCGAGGGUCUUACCAUUGGUGCUGGUGUGCCCUCCAUUGAGGUUGCCAACGAGUACAUUGAGACACUUGGACUCAAGCACAUCUCUUUCAAGCCCGGCUCUGUUGAUGCUAUCCAGUCCGUUGUUAACAUCGCCAAAGCCAAUCCCACCUUCCCCGUCAUUCUUCAGUGGACCGGUGGCCGCGGUGGUGGUCACCACUCUUUCGAGGAUUUCCACCAGCCAAUUUUCCAAAUGUAUGGCCGCAUCCGACGACAGGAGAACAUCAUCUUGGUCGCUGGUAGCGGUUUUGGUGGCGCUGAUGACACCUACCCUUACCUCACUGGUCAGUGGGCUAAGAAGUACGGCUAUCCUCCAAUGCCCUUUGAUGGUUGCUUGUUCGGUAGCCGCAUGAUGGUUGCCAAGGAAGCCCACACUAGCAAGGCUGCCAAGGAGGCCAUUGUCCAGGCUCCUGGUCUGGAGGAUGGCGAGUGGGAGCAGACCUACAAGGGCCCCGCCGGUGGUGUUAUUACUGUGCGCUCCGAAAUGGGCGAGCCCAUUCACAAGCUCGCGACACGCGGUGUCAAGUUCUGGGCCGAGAUGGACAAGAAGAUCUUCACUAUCCCCAAGGAGAAGAGAGUCGCAGAGCUCAACAAGCAGAAGGAUUACAUCAUCAAGAAGUUGAACGAUGACUGCCAGAAGGUUUGGUUUGGUCGCAACAAGGCUGGCGAGGCUUGUGACCUCGACGAGAUGACCUACGCUCAGGUCCUGCGCCGCUGCGUUGAGCUCCUCUACGUCAAGCACCAGUCCCGCUGGAUCGACCGCUCGUACAUUGUCUUCACCGGCGACUUUAUCCACCGCCUAGAGGAGCGUUUCACGUCUACUGCUGGCAAGCCUUCUUUGCUCCAGAGCUACUCUGAUCUCAACGACCCUUUCAGUGUUGUCGAGCGUAUUCUCGCCGCUUACCCAGAGGCUGAGAACCAGAUCCUCAACGCCCAGGAUGUUCAGUACUUCUUGAUCAUGACUAUGCGCCCCACCAUGAAGCCCGUCACCUUCAUCCCUGUUCUUGACGACAACUUCGAGUUCUACUUCAAGAAGGAUUCCCUCUGGCAGUCUGAGGAUCUUGAUGCCGUCGUUGGUCAGGAUGUUGGCCGUACUUGCAUUCUCCAGGGCCCUACUGCCGCCAAGUUCUCUACCGUCAUUGACCAGCCCAUCAAGGAAAUUCUCGAUGGCAUCCACGAGGGCCACAUCUCUCUGUUGACCAAGGACCUUUACAACAACAAGACCUCCUCCAUCCCUGUCACUGAGUACUUCGGUGGAAAGCUUGUUGAUCUUGAGGUUCCCCUGGAUGUCGAGGGCCUCACUGUCAGCUAUGAUACCCACAAGAACACCUACCGCCUUUCCUCGUCCGCCGCGGCGACUAUGCCCGAGCUUGACUCCUGGCUGUCGUUGCUUGCGGGUCCCAACAGGAACUGGCGUCACGCCCUUCUCAUGUCUGAUGUUGUCGUUCAGGGCCAGAAGUUCCAGACCAACCCCAUCCGUCGUAUCUUCGCUCCCACCCGUGGCCUCUUCGUCGAGAUUCAAUAUCCCAAUGACCCCGCCAAGACUGUCAUUGUGGUUCGUGAGCAGCCCCGCCACAACCAAUACGUUGAUGCUAUUGAGGUCAAGUUGGUUGGCGAGAACGAGAUUGUUGUCAACAUGAUCAAGGACACUACUGCCCUUGGCAAGCCCGCUGCCCUUCCCCUCAAGUUCACCUACCACCCCGAGGCUGGCUACUCUCCUAUCCGCGAGGUCAUGGAGGGUCGCAACGACCGCAUCAAGGAGUUCUACUGGAAGGCGUGGUUCGGCAACGAGCCUGUUAACCUGGAUGCUGAUGUCACUAGCAAGUUCGAUGGUGGCAAGACCGUCAUUACCGGCGAGGCUAUCAACGACUUUGUGCACGCUGUUGGCAACCACGGUGAGGCUUUCGUCGACCGACCUGGCAAGACCGUCUUUGCUCCUAUGGACUUUGCCAUCGUCAUCGGAUGGAAGGCCAUCACCAAGCCCAUCUUCCCUCGCACCAUCGAUGGUGACCUGCUGAAGCUUGUUCACCUGUCCAACCAGUUCCGCAUGAUUCCUGGUGCGGAGCCUUUGAAGAAGGGCGAUGAAGUCUCAACUACUGCUCAAGUCAACGCUGUUAUCAACCAGGAGGCUGGAAAGAUGGUUGAGGUCUGCGGAACUCUGGUCCGUGACGGUGAGCCCGUGAUGGAGGUCACUUCUCAGUUCCUCUACCGCGGUGCUUACACCGACUUUGAGAACACCUUCCAGCGCAAGGUCGAGACUCCCAUGCAGGUUCACCUUGCUACUACCAAGGACGUCGCUGUCCUGCGCUCUAAGCAGUGGUUCUCGGUUGACGAGCUUCCCCGGGACAUUGAGCUCCUUGGCCAGACCCUGACCUUCCGCCUCCAAAGCUUGAUGCGCUACAAGAACAAGGAUGUCUUUUCUAGCGUUGAGACCCGAGGCCAAGUCCUGCUUGAGCUACCCACCAAGGAGGUCAUCCAGGUCGCCAGUGUCGACUACGAGGCCGGCGAGUCUCACGGCAACCCCGUCAUCGACUACCUGGAGCGUAACGGUUCUCCCAUUGACCAGCCUAUCAACUUCGAGAACCCCAUCCCUCUUAGCGGCAAGGCCCCUCUGCAGCUCCGUGCUCCCGCGUCCAACGAGAACUAUGCUCGUGUCUCUGGCGAUUUCAACCCCAUUCACGUGUCUCGCGUCUUCUCCACUUAUGCCAACCUUCCCGGCACCAUUACUCACGGCAUGUACUCCAGCGCUGCCGUCCGAAGCCUGGUCGAGACCUGGGCUGCCGAGAACAACAUCGGACGUGUUCGUAGCUUCCACGCCUCUCUUGUUGGCAUGGUGUUGCCUAACGAUGAGAUUGAAGUCAAGCUUCAGCACGUUGGCAUGGUGUCUGGACGUAAGAUCAUCAACGUCGAGGUCCGCAACGUUGAGACCGAGGACAAGGUCCUGGAGGGUACUGCCGAGGUGGAGCAGCCUGUGACUGCCUAUGUCUUCACUGGCCAGGGCUCUCAGGAGCAGGGUAUGGGUAUGGAGCUGUACGGAAGCAGCCCUGUCGCUAAGGAGGUCUGGGAUCGAGCUGACAAGUACCUCCUCGACAACUAUGGCUUCUCUAUUACCAACAUUGUCAAGAACAACCCCAAGGAGCUUACUAUCCACUUCGGUGGCCCCCGUGGUAAGGCUAUCCGCCAGAACUACAUCGCGAUGACUUUCGAGACUGUCGCUGCGGAUGGCUCCAUCAAGUCGGAGAAGAUCUUCAAGGAGAUUGACGAGACCACCACCUCUUACACCUACCGAUCCCCCACUGGCCUCCUGUCCGCGACCCAGUUCACUCAGCCUGCCCUUACUCUCAUGGAGAAGGCUAGCUUCGAGGACAUGAAGUCCAAGGGUCUUGUUCCCCUGAACAGUACCUUUGCUGGUCACUCGCUCGGUGAAUACUCGGCCCUGGCCGCCCUUGCUGAAGUCAUGCCUAUUGAGAGCCUGGUGUCUGUUGUGUUCUACCGUGGUCUGACCAUGCAGGUUGCUGUGGAGCGAGACGCUGCUGGCCGCUCCAACUACUCCAUGUGCGCCGUCAACCCUAGCCGCAUUAGCAAGACGUUCAACGAGGCUGCCCUCCAGUUUGUCGUUGACAACAUUGCGGAGGAGACUGGCUGGCUUCUGGAGAUUGUCAACUACAACAUUGCCAACAUGCAGUACGUCUGCGCUGGUGACCUCCGUGCCCUCGACACGCUGGCCGGUGUCACCAACUUCCUCAAGGUCCAGAAGAUCGACAUUGAGGAGAUGAAGGCCAACCUCGAGGAGGCCACUGGCCACCUUCGCGAAAUUAUCCGUGGAUGUGCGGAGAAGACGCUGAGCAAGCCUGUCCCUAUUGAGCUGGAGCGUGGCUUUGCUACCAUCCCUCUCCGUGGCAUUGACGUGCCAUUCCACUCUACCUUCCUGCGGUCGGGUGUCAAGCCCUUCCGAUCCUUCCUUCUUAAGAAGAUCAACAAGACUUCGAUUGAUCCCUCUAAGCUGGUUGGAAAGUACAUCCCCAACGUGACGGCCAAGCCGUUUGCGCUGACGAAGGAGUACUUUGAGGAUGUGUACAAGCUGACCAACUCGCCCAAGAUUGGUGCGGUGCUGGCCAACUGGGAGAAGUAUGUCCAGGACGAGCCUGCCACCAACGGUGCGGACGCCAGUGACAGCGGCUCCAACCUGGAGUAUGACGGCCCUGGUGCGGCUGCCUAA